Messenger RNA from Phoenix dactylifera (date palm), 1033 nucleotides. RefSeq names its product (DL)-glycerol-3-phosphatase 2-like. NCBI's taxonomy places the organism in Eukaryota, Viridiplantae, Streptophyta, Magnoliopsida, Arecales, Arecaceae. Gene Ontology annotation, biological process: glycerol biosynthetic process. The record is from RefSeq and is a predicted model, not a curated record. Gene Ontology annotation, molecular function: sn-glycerol 3-phosphatase activity.
UCCGGGAUCCCGUGUAGUUCACGCUAGGGCCAAGCAUCCGUGCCAGUGUAAAGAGAGAGAAAGAGAGGAGUGAAGCCGGUCCGCUAGAUCUGGGAGCAAUGGCGGCGGCGCCCUCCUCGGAAGAGAAGGCCUCUCCAACCAAAGGCCCCAUCACCCACGUUAUCUUCGACAUGGAUGGCCUCCUCCUCGACACGGAGCCGUUCUACACGGUGGUGCAGGAGCGGAUCCUGGCGAGGUUCGGGAAGACGUUCGACUGGUCGCUCAAGGCGAAGAUGAUGGGGAAGAAGGCCAUCGAGUCGGCCCAUAUCUUCGUGGAGGAGUCCGGCCUCAACGGCCUCCUCACCCCCGAGGGAUUCCUCGAAGAGAGGGAGGGAAUGCUGCAGGAGCUCUUCCCCACUUGUCAGCUCAUGCCCGGAGUAAAACAUUUGGUGAAUCAUCUUCAUGCAAAUGGUAUACCGAUGUGUGUGGCAACAGGGUCCUAUAAACGACACUUUGAACUGAAAACACAAAAUCAUGGUGAAAUUUUUGCUAUGAUGCAUCAUGUUGUCAUGGGUGAUGAUUCAGCAGUAAAGAAAGGCAAGCCAUCUCCGGAUAUAUUUCUUGCUGCUGCAAACAGAUUUGAGGAAAAUGUGGACCCAAGUACAAUUUUAGUUUUUGAAGAUGCACCAUUAGGAGUAGUUGCAGCUAAGAAUGCAGGGAUGUCCGUGGUUAUGGUCCCAGAUCCAAGGCUGGACGUUUCUUAUCACAAAGAAGCGGACCAAGCUCUCAGCUCCCUAUUGGACUUCAAGCCGAGCGAAUGGGGCCUACCACCUUUUGAAGAUGUGGUGAAUUGAACCACCCAGACAGAUUUAAUUAUUUUUAGAUUUCUUUUUUUUUCUUGCGAUCAUGAUUUAAGUCAAUUGAAAACAUGUCAAUCAUUAUUAUUUUGCAAGAAUUGUUGAAUUUAUUUGAUCUUUGUUAGGCCACAAUGCACCUCCGACAAUAUCCCUCCCUUCAAUUUAAUCUGAUGCUCGUCAUCAAUGCAUGUCUCUAA